UGGACCAUUUAGUGCCUUGCCAGGAAUGGUGAGACUGGACCAUUUAGUGCCUUGCCAGGAAUGGUGAGACUGGACCAUUUAGUGCCUUGCCAGGAAUGGUGAGACUGGACCAUUUAGUGCCUUGCCAGGAAUGGUGAGACUGGACCAUUUGGUGCCUUACCAGGAAUGUUGAGACUGGACCAUUUAGUGCCUUGCCAGGAAAUGUGAGACUGGACCAUUUAGUGCCUUGCCAGGAAUGGUGAGACUGGACCAUUUAGUGCCUUACCAGGAAUGGUGAGACUGGACCAUUUAGUGCCUUGCCAAGAAUGUUGAGACUGGGCCAUUAAGUGCCUUACCAGGAUUGGUGAGAGUGGGCCAUUUAGUGCAUUGUCAGGAAUUUUGUAUGAGACAUUCAGUGCUUUAGCAGUAUUAUGAAGGGUUAGAACAGAAAUAGUUAUGUUAUCGGCGAAUUUAGUUCAGGAACUUCUUAUUGUACAGCUUUCACGGUAAACUUUAUUGACUUUUGGUAUCAUUCAUUCAUCAUCCUCCCACGCUCUAGUAUUAGGAGUUUCACUGGGAUGGUGUACGGAGUAUGGGUGCUGAUCUGAGUCAGCCAGAACCACACCCACGCUACUUGAGUUACUCCUUCACUCCCUCACAUUUAGGGACCUUGUUUAAAGUAAAAAAAAGUUCCAAAAAACCUUAGAAGUUACAUUUUUACUCUCCUUCCUACUCCCUUACUUUUAGAGUUUCAAAGGCAUUACUGAAAUGAAAAUCUUCAAAAUCGUUUAAAUCCCCGAUGAGACUCACCAAGACAGCUAUUUUUCUCUUGUCAGCUCUUAAUAGAACUAGAACUAAGUGAUAAAGAUUGUAUACAGAACCCUUAUACCGUGAAGAUGAUAGACGAUAAAAUGAUUAAUUAAUCUUAUAAGCAGUCUUUACAAAUGUCAUUUUAAGACGUCUAAUUUUCUUGAAUAUUGGCCAUGUUCGUGCCGCGUAGAAAUUCACAUCAUUCCACGAAUAUCAGCCAAGCACGAAAAAUUGAGAGAUGAGAAUGGUUGAACGCGAAGAUAUGGCCUUUUCGGGUCUGAAGCAUCUGUUGGUCGAGUUGGUGGUUUUGUCGUGUCUUAACUUGUGCAAUGGCGCCGAGCCAUGUAAACCCGACUUAUGCAAGUUGCCAGACUGUUUUUGCAGCGGGGCAUCAGUUCCAAAUGGAAUAGACCCCAAACAAAUCCCGCAAAUGAUCAUGUUAACAUUCGACGACGCGAUCAACAUGCAAGUGUUUCCAUUUUAUCAGACGCUUUUCAAUGACACGAAGAAUCCAAACGGCUGUAACGUAAGAGCGACUUUCUUCGUCUCUCACGAGUACACUGACUAUCAAUUAUUAGGCACCCUCUAUCACGAACGCCACGAGAUAGCGGAUCACACAAUAUCUCAUCGCACCCCGAUCGAGUGGUGGAAAAAAGCUACUUAUCAGGACUGGGGGUCGGAAAUUCGAGGCAUGAGGGACAUCUUAAAAGAAUUUGGUGGCGUGAACGAGAAAGAUGUUAGAGGAUUUAGGGCACCGUUUUUGCAGAUCGGUGGGGAUAACCAGUUCAAGGUAUUACAUGAUCAUAGCUUUAUGUUUGAUUCGUCGAUGCCGACUUGGAGGACGGACCCUCCUCUUUGGCCUUAUACACUGGACUACUCUAGUGCCCAGGAUUGCGUCAUUCCGCCAUGCCCAUCAGGCUCAUUCCCCGGCUUGUGGGAAGUGCCAAUGGUUUACCACAAGGGCCUCCAAAACGAAUCCUGCAGCAUGAUUGAUGAUUGUAAUGCACCGACGAAUGAUGAUGACGUCUUUAAAUUCCUUCAUAAGAACUUCUUACGUCACUACAAUUCCAAUAGAGCACCCUUCCCUAUCUUCAUGCACGCCAAUUGGUUCGCGAAGUAUUCCUUCACUAUGAAAGGCAUGCAAAGGUUCUUUACUGAAGUAUUGGCUAAGGGGGACGUAUAUCUAGUGACUGUUUCUCAAGCAAUCGAGUGGAUCAAGACUCCAUCCCCUUUAGACGAGAUCAAGUCGUUCUCACCCUGGCAAUGUGGCCAGCCAGCCCCAACCUCCCCCUGCAAAAGGAGCGCUGUCAACGUCUGCCACUUUCCGGACAAGGCCAGAUAUCUUUGGUCCUGCGUCCGGCCCUGUCCGGAACAUUAUCCCUGGACAGAAAACAUGUAUGACGCACACUAUGAGAGCCCUACAUCUUCAUCAACAUCAUCAUCACCAUCAUCAUCACCAUCAUCAUCAUCAUCAUCAUCAUUACCAUCAUCAUCACAAUCAAAUGCACAUCGAUGCGACAUCUGCCUUUUGAUGACUUUAAUGGGCGCGUUAAGUGUUUUGCUAGUUCGUUAGUUAAGAUUUUAGCGAGUUGUUCGGGGGUUAUGACAGCGUUUCACGAUAAACUCUGACGACAAGUUGGAUGAACUGGAAAUCGCGAUUCACGAUUUUUAAAGAGCAUAGAUCACGAUUCAUGCUGAUGAAAUUUCGCCAUUCACGAAUCACGGCGAAGGUAGCAAUCACGGAUCACGGUUUUCAAUUUGUCAUUUUCUCUAUUCACGAUAAACAAAAAAGGCAAAAAUAACUUUUACCGCCCCUGUUAUGACACGCAGAUGAAUAUGUUUGAAAUUUUCAUAGCAAUGAAAUACCCAAAUCGCUAUAAUCUAAAGCGUAUGUAUUAUCACACAUCUACUGGAACUUUUAUUUUUAAGGGUGUCGAGCCACUUUGAUAUAUUUUUUAAGCACUUUGUAGUAACUGACGACCUUUGUAAAAGAAAAAGAUAAAAAUGUAUAGGUAUUAGCUUAAUAUCAUUAGAACAAAGACUUGGUGCUAAUGUACUAAUGAUUAUUUACGAUUUCGACAACAUUGAGCAAAGUAAACAGAUAAAUAACAGCGUAAAAUAAAUGUCGAACUUUGUCAAUUACAUUUGUAGUUAAGUCGGAACGAGAAAAAAUCGAGGUCUCUAUUUUUUGUUAAAGCAUCACAGACAUGGUCUAUUAACCGUCAAGUGUCAAAUAUAUUAGCAAUGCUUAACUUUCCGUGAAAUCACUACAAUUUUAAAAUUUAUUAAAUUUAGAAGAAUCUAGA
Molecule: messenger RNA, 3095 nt
Organism: Nematostella vectensis (starlet sea anemone)
Lineage: Eukaryota; Metazoa; Cnidaria; Anthozoa; Actiniaria; Edwardsiidae
Product: chitin deacetylase 7
Exons: 3
Coding region: 1028-2362 (444 amino acids)
Biological process (GO): carbohydrate metabolic process
Molecular function (GO): hydrolase activity, acting on carbon-nitrogen (but not peptide) bonds
Source: RefSeq, a predicted model, not a curated record